Molecule: messenger RNA, 1485 nt
Organism: Penicillium arizonense
Lineage: Eukaryota; Fungi; Ascomycota; Eurotiomycetes; Eurotiales; Aspergillaceae
Product: aldehyde dehydrogenase
Exons: 2
Coding region: 1-1485 (494 amino acids)
Molecular function (GO): succinate-semialdehyde dehydrogenase (NAD+) activity
Source: RefSeq, a predicted model, not a curated record
AUGAUACUGCCUACGCUCGAUGGAGCAUCCUCUGCUCUGCGGAAAACAAUCCCUCUCUGGAUCAACGGUCGACAACACGUCACAGCCAACACAUUCACCGUGAGGAGCGCUAUUACUGAAAAGCCAAUUUAUGAAUGUUCAGCUGCAUCUCAAGCUGAUGCAGAUGAGACAUUGUCAUCUGCGGUGUCCGCCUACCCAAACUGGGCCAGCACCAAACCGGCUGCUCGCCGCGACAUAUUACUUCGAUCUGCCGACCUGUUCGACAAGCGUCGCGAUGAGCUGGAAGACACAAUACGAGAGGAAAUCGGAGCCGAUGCCGGCUUUGCCAGAUUCAACACGGCCACAACUGCGGAGAUGUUUCGAGAUGCUGCCGGAAGACUGGCACAGAGUCUGACUGGCCAAAUUCCACACCCCCAGCAAGACGGCCAGAGUGCUUUGCUUUACAAAGUGCCUUACGGUGUUGUACUUGGAAUAGCUCCAUGGAAUGCGCCAUAUUUGCUCGGAGUUCGUGCUGCCUUGUAUCCAAUUGCAGCAGGAAACACUUGCAUACUGAAAGGAGCUGAAAUGAGCCCGCGGUGCUUCCACCAUAUUGGCGAGAUUUUUCAUGAGGCCGGUUUACCUUCUGGUGUUCUAAACAUUCUGUAUACGCAACGCCAGGAGUCUGCUGCGGUGACAAACCGUCUAAUUCACGCCCCAGCCGUUCGGAAGGUGAACUUUACUGGAAGCUCGGUUGUGGGGUCUUUGGUAGCCGCCGAGGCAGCCAAGGUCCUGAAGCCGGCAUUGAUGGAGCUUGGUGGGAAAGCCUCAGCAAUUGUCACCGAGGACGCUGACAUCAAGCUCGCAGCACGAGAGUGUGCGCGCGGUGCAUUCGUCAAUUCAGGACAGGCGUGCAUGAGCACGGAGCGCAUUCUCAUAUCGAAUAAGAUUCUUGAGCCUUUCCGCGAAGCCUUCUUGAUGGAGGUAGAGAAAUGGGACUCUGGUGUUGGUAAAAGCUGUAUUCUGAUUCAGGAGGGGGCCGUGGACAGAAAUCGACGGUUGGCAACCGAUGCAGAGGCAAAGGGAGCAAAACUGUUGACUGGUGAUCCUCACGGCCGCGAAACUUUUCCCGACUCUAAAGAAGAAUCCAAGCUGCGAUUGAAGCCAACGGUUAUCGAGGGAGUUGAUAAAACCAUGGACGUUUUCUAUGAGGAAAGCUUCGGACCCACUGUAUCUCUUUACUCAAUAGACUCUGAUGAAGAGGCUCUUGCACUGGCAAACGACACUGAAUAUGGCCUGUCCUGCUCCAUCUUCACCAGCGACCUUGGACGAGGGCUUAGGAUGGCCCGACAGGUGGAUACCGGUGCUGUUCAUAUUAAUAGCAUGAGUGUUCAUGAUGAGGUUGCAUUGGCGCAUGGUGGUCAGAAGAGCAGUGGCUGGGGUCGUUUUAAUGCCGAAUGGGGCAUCAAUGAGUUUUUGCAGCCGAAAACGGUCACAUACAUGGAAUGA